CAAGAAGCCACCUCAGGCUCACGCCGCGGUUCCACACGAGCAAAUCCCGCCGCUUCCUCCCCACGCACCCCUUCCCAUCCUUCCCGAAGCACGAGGCGAGCCGGGCCGCCGGAUAUGGCGCCGGCGGCGCCGUACGGCGGGGCCGAGUCGCAGCGGCAGGCGGACCUACUCAAGCAGGAGGGCAACGCCUUUUUCAGGAAGGAACGCCUCAGCGCCGCCAUCGACGCCUACACCGGGGCCAUAACUCUUUGCCCAAAUGUUGCAGUAUAUUGGACCAACCGAGCACUUUGCUAUAGGAAGCGGAAUGAGUGGACUAGAGUUGAGGAAGAUUGCAGAACAGCUAUCCAGCUUGACAGCCAGUCUGUUAAGGCACAUUACAUGCUCGGGUUAUCUCUUGUCAACAGCCAAAGAUUAUCAGAAGGAAUAAAAUCACUGGAGAAGUCCUUGGAGCUUGGAAGGGGUGCACAUCCUGCAAGCUACAUGGUUGAAGAGAUAUGGCAGGAGCUUUCUAAAGCAAAAUACAUCGAAUGGGAGAGCUUAUCAAGAGACCGAACUUGUCAACUGCAAAAGCUGAAGGUAGCAUGUAAAGAGGCCCUAACGAGUUACAACAGCCUUGAUAACCCAGCCGCAGGUGCGCCAGUAGAACAGCUAAAUGAGCUCGAGGAAGUUUUCAAGAAGGCUGCAAAGACUGAUACUCCAGCAGAAGUACCUGACCAUCUCUGUUGCAAAAUCACACUUGAUAUCUUCAGAGACCCGGUGAUCACCCCGAGCGGGAUUACCUACGAGAGGGCCGUACUUCUCGACCACCUUCAAACGGUGGGGAGGUUUGACCCCGUGACCCGUGAGGCUCUUGAACCGCACCAGCUGGUUCCUAAUCUUGCCAUCAAGGAAGCUGUGCAUGCGUUUUUGAGUGAGCAUGGUUGGGCUUACAAGAUUAGAUGAUCGCUUUGGAAUACAGGUUUUGGAUACUGUCGGAUGUGACGGUGGGAUUUUUUUGUUCACUGUUGGGGGGCAGAUUUUAAUCUGGGAUGGCUGCGUACAGAUUCACCUUCUCCAGUUGUGUACAUAUGAGAUGCUCAUUAUGAUAGUAAUUGUGAACAGUACACCAAAGGAAGUGAAGUUGAG
Molecule: messenger RNA, 1125 nt
Organism: Zea mays
Lineage: Eukaryota; Viridiplantae; Streptophyta; Magnoliopsida; Poales; Poaceae
Exons: 8
Coding region: 115-942 (275 amino acids)
Biological process (GO): protein quality control for misfolded or incompletely synthesized proteins; cellular response to misfolded protein; positive regulation of proteolysis
Cellular component (GO): cytoplasm
Molecular function (GO): ubiquitin protein ligase activity; protein-folding chaperone binding
Source: RefSeq, marked provisional